Molecule: messenger RNA, 5121 nt
Organism: Nelumbo nucifera (sacred lotus)
Lineage: Eukaryota; Viridiplantae; Streptophyta; Magnoliopsida; Proteales; Nelumbonaceae
Gene: DUO3
Product: Homeodomain-like superfamily protein
Biological process (GO): regulation of DNA-templated transcription
Cellular component (GO): nucleus
Molecular function (GO): transcription coregulator activity
Source: RefSeq, a predicted model, not a curated record
AUCGACCCAAAUGCAAACCAAUUACGCUUGAUUUGACAUGAAUUAAAGCAGUUACCGGUUCUGACAAAAAGAAUGUGCAAGAACUAAGUUUUCAGAUUCUUCCCUGAAUGAAGAACCUUGGGUCUCUGGCAAAACUCAUAUGUAUUUUGCGUCACGAAAAAUAUUCGUAAACCCUCGUCUCUCUCUCUCUCUCUUUCUCUGUGCACAAGGUAAAAUUGAUGUCUCUACGGUUCAGUGAAGCUAAGAUCGACCUCCCUGCUGCGGUGAAGGUCGACCACCAAUCUCGGCCCUGUAACCAUUAAGAGCAAGCAGCAUCGAUUCAGGAUGGCAACCAGGGCUAUAGUUUGCUUCUUGUAGAUGGUCAGGAUGGCAACCAGUCUUAAGUGUCCAAGAAUCCAGGGUUAAAUUUAAUUGUUUCUUCGAUAUGUCUUCAUGUUCAAAUGUACAAAGUGUGGAAGAGGGGGGUGGCAGUCAUCAGAAAUCAUCCAUGUCUAAUGCGAAUUUGUCUGAAGACGGUGAAGGGCAUUUGGAGCCUGAGGAAGAUGAAGAUGAAGAUGUUGAUUUCAAUCCUUUUCUCAAGGAAAGUCCAUCAGAAGCCUCUUCUAGCUUGAGCUCUGAAAAUGAAGGUUUAGGUGCUGAUGUGGUGGACAAUGCAGCAAGUCCUCCUGCCUCCAAGAAUAGUAAUUUAUUACCAGAACUAACCAAUAAGAUGCAGGACAUUGCCGGCAGAGAUUCUGAUAAUGAUGAGGAAGUUGUGAUGCAAACUAGAGUUUCUCCUGAAGGAGAUUCUACAAAAGAGUCGGAAGAAGUUGUUCCAGGAAAAUGUAAUAGGACAUCGGCUUUGGAUCAACCAAAUAUGGGAACUUCUUCAGGAAAGAAAAAUGCUUCAAUCAGUGAAUCUGAUUCCAAUAUUGAUGUUAUUAAUGGAGAAUUGCCAGAUCUAAAAAACACCAGAAAUCCCAUAAUCGAUUUAGAUGAUGAAGAUGCUAUCUGCAGACGAACCAGAGCCCGUUAUUCACUUGCCAAUUUUACACUUGAUGAAUUGGAGACUUUUCUUCAGGAAACAGAUGAUGAUGACGACCUUCAGAAUGUUGAUGAUGAAGAAGAAUACCGGAAAUUUCUCACAGCUGUUUUACAGGGUGGAGAUGGUGAAGGUCAUUCAAUGACACGGGAAAAUGAAAAUGUUGAUGAUGAAGAUGAAGAAAAUGAUGCAGACUUUGAUAUAGAGAUUGAGGAAGCACUGGAAAGUGACCUUGAUGAAACUACACAGGAUAAAGAUCAGAAAGAAAAGUAUGAGGGAGUUGGUCGAAGGCCUGAGACUAGGCAAAAUAAACGGCAAAAAGUUUCUGUUCAAAAUAGAAGAAAGCUUUUAGGACAGGUCAAGAGACCUUUACGCCCUCUACUGCCAUUUGUGCCGAACAAACCAAUGGAACCCUCUGCUGUUGAUUGGUCUAGGAUUACUCCUGAGGGUGGCCUGCGUUUUCCUUCCUCAGCCCAAGUGGAUUCAAUAAACGGUUUUACUCCUCAUCAAAUAGGGCAAUUGUAUUGUCUAAUACAUGAACACAUACAACUUCUUAUUCAGGUAUUCUCUCUUUGUGUGCUUGAGCCCUCUCGACAACACAUUGCAAGUGAAGUUCAGAGAAUGAUUUCAGAGGUGGUUCAUAAACGCAAUGAUGAAUUAGCUCGGAGGAAUAUACCAUAUCCUGGAAUUUUCUUUUACCCUCCUUAUAUUCAUCCUUCAGUUUCAGAUGAGCUUCCCAAAUUUCGUCAGGUGCAGCACACUGGUGAUUCUUCUUUCCCAUCCCAUGUGCAAAGUGAUUGCCCUUCUACAAAUAAUAAUACUAUGGCAGUUUCUCUUAACUCUUCUCAUUCUGAAGGAAGACAUGAUGAGAAUGUUUAUGAUAGACAAGUGGAUUCCUCUCUAGCUAGAGAUGUUUCUUUGUGGAUGCCUCUGAUAAGUGGUCCCAUACUAUCCAUUCUUGAUGUAGCUCCACUUAAUUUGGUUGGGGGAUACAUGACUGAUGUUUCUGUUGCUGCUCAAAAGUAUCAACAGCGCCAUGUUGAAGCUCAAUUUGCUAAUCAUUUUGAGAGAGAACCACUGUUUCCUCUUCCUAAUUUUCAUUCAUUUCCUGAGGCUAAUGUUGGAGUUUCUAGAGGGGCUACCCCUCAAGGUCCCAAUACAGUACCGUCUUCUUUGCCUGCUCAUCAACAACCUAAGAAGACUUUAGCUGCUUCACUUGUUGAAAGUACCAAGAAGCAAUCUGUUGCACCUGUUCCAAAAGAAAUUGCAAAGUUAGCACAGAGGUUUUUUCCACUGUUUAACUCAGCACUAUUUCCACAUAAGCCACCUCCAGCAGCUGUAGCAAAUCGGGUGCUUUUUACUGAUUCAGAGGAUGAAUUAUUGGCUAUGGGAUUAAUGGAGUAUAACACUGACUGGAAGGCAAUUCAACAGCGUUUUCUUCCUUGCAAAUCUAAACAUCAGAUCUUUGUUAGGCAGAAAAAUCGCUGCUCUUCUAAAGCUCCUGAAAAUCCUAUAAAGGCUGUUCGACGGAUGAAAACAUCUCCCUUAACAGUAGAGGAGAAGGCACGCAUUCAUGAGGGACUCAGGGUCCUAAAGCUUGAUUGGAUGUCUAUAUGGAAAUAUAUUGUCCCUUAUAGAGAUCCAUCCUUACUACCCCGGCAGUGGCGUAUUGCUCUUGGAACUCAGAAAUCAUAUAAGACAGAUGCUGCGAAAAAGGAGAAACGGAGAUUAUAUGAGUCCAAGAGAAGAAAGCAAGCAGCUUUGGCCAGGUGGCAAACUAUAUCUGACAAAGAGGACUUUCAGGUUGAUAAUGCUGAUGAAGGAAAUAAUAGUGGAGAUGGUAACACAGAUGAUGAAGAUGAAGCUUAUGUUCAUGAAGCCUUCUUAGCAGAUUGGAGACCUGGAAAUUCUAAGGACAUAUCUUAUGAACAUCCUCUGGCAAGCCUUGGCAAUAGAAACUUGCAGUUGGGUGGGCAAGGAGAACUUCAACAAAAAAUUGGGUCCACACAUGAAAUUCUGCCUGCUUUGAGUUACUCCCAACAUCUGCAGAAUGCAUCCCAUUUAACUCAAGUUAGCUAUAACACAUCAUUAACCCCAGCCUCUACUGAUUUGUCUUCUGAGAGAAUCUCUACAUCAUCCAGAAGCCAAGUCAGUUUGCGGCCAUACCGAGUUCGUAGGAGAAAAUUUGUCCAGGUGGUCAAGUUAGCACCUGACUUACCUCCUGUAAAUCUUCCUCCAUCUGUUCGUGUGAUCUCUCAAUCUGCUUUCAAAAGCUACCACUGUGGAUCAUCUUAUUCUUCUAAAAUUUCUGGUGGUGCCUGUGGUGGGAAUGUGGGUGCUGCUGGAACAGAUCUGCUUCCAAGACUUCAUAUUGCAAAAUCAGGUUUUACCCAUUUAGUAAAUGUUGGGGAAAAAAAUGUCGUUUCCAAUGACAAAACUGCAAGUCUUUGUCCACAAGAUCCAGGACUACCUGUGGAACAACAUAUCCCAGAAGAGAAAGGUGCUGAGCCCGAUCUUCAGAUGCAUCCUUUACUAUUCCAGGCCCCUGAAGAUGGGAGUUUUCCAUACUAUCCGUUAAAGUGUGGCACGGCUUCUAGUGCUUUUGCUUUCUUACCACAAAAUCAACUUCAAACAAAUCUCAAUCUCCUCUGUAAGCCCCAUCCCAAUCCCCAAGUUGAUUCUAUUAACAAAUCUCUAAGGUCAAAGGAAACCUCCUUGAGCUCAUGUAUUGACUUCCACCCACUCUUGCGAAAAACCGAUAAUAUAAAUGAUUCUGUGGAUGCAUCCUCAACCACUAACUUUUCCAUUAACUUGACCUCAUUUCAAGGCAAUUCUGCUCAAUCACAAAAUCCAUCUGAUUGUGUGCUGAUUGAUCCACAAGUCAGAUGUUGUCAACUGGCUACUGGUACUGUACCAACUAGCUCUUUCGAGAAGGCGAAUGAACUCGACUUGGAGAUCCACCUAAGUUCUUCAUCUAGAAUUGGAUGCAGAGGUCUAACUGAACAUAGGUCUAAGGGACAACAAAUUAGUGCACUAGAUUGUGGACCUAUGGUGGGAAAGGUCAGUAGUCCAUCUUACCAAAGUAGCAAACAUUAUACUGCAGCCUCUGUUUCAAACAAACAGUGCAACAAGGAACAUGCUCUGGGUACUCGCGCAAUGGUUCAAGAAAGCAGGAACAUAAACAUAUAUACUGAAGAUAACACAGGGGACCAGUCUCUUCCUGAAAUUGUAAUGGAACAGGAAGAGCUAAGUGACUCUGAUGAUGAAAUCGGGGAAAAUGUACAGUUUGAGUGUGAGGAAAUGGCCGACUCUGAAGGAGAGGAAACAGACCAUGAACAGUUCCUUAACAUACAAAAUAAGGAUGUUCUGCCUGUUGCAGUCGAGGAUGUUGCAAGGACUGCAGCUUGUGAUGAUCAGCAAUGUGAACUAAGAAUUUGUGGUCCACAAGCAAUUGCUUGUGAUGCCACCGAAAGCAGUACAGCUUCCUGUAAGUUAGGAUUUACGAAAAAAUGCAAAGACAUCAGAGGCAGAGUAUUACAGUCAACUUCAGAUCCCUUGGGAUAUCUCAACAGUCCAAGACCUAGUGAAGAAAGCAGAAAUGGAAAUGACCAAACUGGCAAAAGUUGUUUAGAAAAUGGGCUUCCAUCUCGUCCCAAAAGAUCAUCAAGGAAGAUGAUGCCAUACUCAAAGGCUGGUACAGCAGAACAGCAUGGUACGGGUACCACUGGUGGUGCCCCAACAAGUAAAGCUAGAAAGCGUAAAGUUAGAAAUGCUUCCAUUACUGGUGUCCCUGGUUGUUCUAAUAUUGAUAACCUGGUUGAUUGUCAUUCUUGUGACAGUCCCAGAAUAGAUGAUCUAAAGUUGGUUGCAAAUUCAAUUACCUUGGAUUCUUUGACUAGUGGAGACAACACUGGAUCUCAUGUCUCUAAGGAGGUAGAAUGAUGAUCCAAUCUUCCUUUGUAGUUUCCGUUCUUUUCCUUGCUUUCAUUGUAAAUAUGGUCUUUAUCCAAAUGCUUAUUACCACCCCCCUCCCAAAAAAAAAUCAAUAUUCGUUUUUUUAUCUCCCAAGUAAUUUGAAACGGUCAGGUCAGGUUUGAUUA